AUGACGUCAGAGGAGUCCCUAUGGGCACUAUACGAGCGCUGGUGUGAGCAUCACAAUGUGAGGCGCGACCUUGGUGACAAGGCCAUGCGCUUCAGCGUAUUCAAGGAGAACGCUCGCAUGAUCCACAAAUUCAACCAAGGUGACGCACCCUACAAGCUAAGCCUCAACCUCUUUGGUGACAUGACCAACGAAGAAGAGGUUGACCACAUGCACGGUCGCUGCUCUGACCGCGUGUCAGAUGGCGGGAAGCGACGCCAAGGCCGGUUCACACACGGUGCCGUUGCAGCGUGCAACGACUUCCUGAUGUUCGUAGAUUGGCGGAUGAUAGGGUAUGACGAACGUCCGCCGGCAGUGACAAACGUGAAGAUCCAGAGAGGGUGCGGACCUUGUUGGGCCUUUGCGGGGGCGGCGGCAGUGGAGGGCAUCAAUUCCAUAAGGACCAGGAGUCUGAAGUCGUUGUCCGUGCAGCAGCUCAUAGACUGUGACAAGAGAAGUUUUGGAUGUCGUAACGGCAGAGUGGCAUCGGCCUUCAAGUACAUUAUCGACAACGGCGGCAUCGCCACAGAGGCUGACUACCCAUACAUUGCCGGUGAGCAUGGCUAUUGCUUGGUGCCAAAAAGAAAGAACCCCGUUGUCACCAUCGACGACUUCAAAUGGGUGCCGAAUAAUGAUGAGGUGGCAUUGCUGCAGGCGGUGGCGGCCCAACCCGUCGUUGUGGUGGUUGACACAAGGAGCUUCCGACGUUAUGGAGGAGGUGUCUUUGUGGGUCCGUGUGGGACGAAUCAGACCCAUGGAAUGAUGGUGGUGGGCUAUGGCACCACCGAUGAGGAUGAUCCCAAGAAACGCAUAGAUUACUGGAUAAUAAAAAACUCAUGA
This is a messenger RNA of Triticum aestivum (bread wheat), 876 nucleotides long. RefSeq names its product vignain-like. Gene Ontology annotation, molecular function: cysteine-type peptidase activity. NCBI's taxonomy places the organism in Eukaryota, Viridiplantae, Streptophyta, Magnoliopsida, Poales, Poaceae. The transcript has a single exon. Gene Ontology annotation, biological process: proteolysis. The coding region runs from base 1 to 876 and encodes 291 amino acids. The record is from RefSeq and is a predicted model, not a curated record.